Messenger RNA from Filobasidium floriforme, 885 nucleotides. RefSeq names its product putative tRNA guanylyltransferase. Gene Ontology annotation, molecular function: magnesium ion binding; tRNA guanylyltransferase activity. Gene Ontology annotation, biological process: tRNA modification. The transcript has 7 exons. NCBI's taxonomy places the organism in Eukaryota, Fungi, Basidiomycota, Tremellomycetes, Filobasidiales, Filobasidiaceae. Bases 1 to 885 code for a protein of 294 amino acids. The record is from RefSeq and is a predicted model, not a curated record.
AUGGCCAACUCGCGCUUCACAUACGUGCGCGACUUUGAGCUCGCCGACAAGGUCUUGCCAAACACCUGGAUGCUCGUCAGGAUAGACGGGAAAGGAUUUCACAAAUUCUCGACAACCCACAACUUUACGAAACCGAACGAUAAGCGAGCCCUCGAUCUGAUGGAUCGGGCUGCCAAGCAAGUCAUGACCGAGGUGGCGGACGUCAUCGUAGCGUUCGGUGAAAGCGACGAGUAUAGCUUUCUCGUACGGAAGCAGUCCAAGCUGUACAACCGCCGGCAGAGCAAGAUCUUGACCCUGAUCGUCUCCCUCUUCACAUCGGCCUAUGUCUACCAUUGGCGAGACUUUUUCCCCGACCUGCCUCUGGCUUAUCCGCCAGUAUUCGAUGGCCGACUGGUCCCAUACCCUGGCGUGACGGAAGUGAGAGACUACUUCAAGUGGCGUGGUGUUGACACUCACAUCAACAACCUCUACAACACGACGUUUUGGGCACUGGUUCAGCAAGGUGGACAAAGUACGGCUGAAGCUCACAAGACUCUCUCGGCAAAGGCCUUUCUUAACAAGUAUCAGGUUUCAUCGUUGCAGGGUACCUUUUCGAAGGACAAGCACGAGAUCCUCUUCAGCCGAUUCGGCGUCAACUACAAUGGUCUGCCCGCUCAAUUCCGGAAGGGAAGUACCCUCAUACGGACGACGAGUCCGGCUGUCGAGGUCGAGGGCGACCCGAACGUUGCGAGCGGUAUCGCAAAUCUGGCCAUUACGGAUCAACAACGUGGAAAGAAGAAGGAAAAGGUGGUGCCGUUUGACGGGACCAAGGGAGAGAUAGCUGUGAUUUACGAGGACAUUGUGCGGGACGAGUUCUGGGAAGAGCGACCGUGGUUGCUAGCGUGA